GGCACAGGGCCGGCCUCGACCGGCCGUUGUGUUCAGACUUUUCUCCGACAAUGGGCGCAGUGUAGCCGGGCUCGACUGAGACCCCAAAAUGUAUUUGGGGGCAGAGCUUCGUUGGAGCCGUUCUGGCUGCGUUGCAAGGCUGGCAUGACACUUUUUAAUACUGUCAUUUCAAUGCAAACCGUGCUUCCGCUGAUACUGCGUUCCCGUUGUGAUGAAACUUGGCUCGUAGUUGUUUAGCACAAGGCUCCCAGAACACAUUCCUGUACACUUCACUGAGGACGAAGAGUCAGCCAGUUGAAAGUGGAAACUCCUUCCUUCCCUUAAUCAGAACAGGAGUUGAGAGAGCUGUGAGUCGCCUACCUCCCAACCCUGCUCUGCACAGCGCCCCCACCGGGAGACCCGCAGAGAGGCACGUUCGCCACAACGCUGCUCUAUGGCCAGCAGAGGGAGUGCCCGGCCCAACGGCCUGGGCCAGACCAAGAUCUGCCAGUUCAAACUGGUUCUGCUGGGAGACAUGGCGGUGGGCAAGUCCAGCCUAGUGCUUCGAUUCGUCAAGGGGCAGUUUGACGAGUUCCAGGAGACCACGAUAGGGGCGGCGUUCCUGGCGCAGUCGGUGUGUCUGGAUGACACGACGGUGAAGUUUGAGAUCUGGGACACGGCGGGGCAGGAGAGAUACCACAGCCUGGCACCCAUGUACUACCGGGGAGCGCAGGCUGCCAUCGUGGUGUUCGACAUCACCAAACCGGAGACGUUUGAGCGUGCGAAGGCCUGGGUGAAGGAGCUGCAGAGACAGGCCAGCCCCAACAUCGUCAUCGCACUGGCCGGGAACAAGUCCGACCUGGCAGAGAGGCGCAUGGUGGAGUACGAGGAGGCUCAGACGUACGCCGAGGACACAGGGCUGCUCUUCAUGGAGACUUCAGCGAAGACUGCCAUGAACGUCAACGAGCUGUUCCUGGCCAUCGCAAAGAAGAUGCCAAAAACGGACACUCAGAAUCCGACACACGCUGCCAGAAAUCGAGGGGUUAACCUGCACAACGCAGAGGCACAGUCCAGCAGGGGGUGCUGUGGCAAUUAAACAAUGUCAUCGGGGGAGAUCCUGGCCAAAAACCUGCCUUUCUCUUUCCAGUUUCAUUUGAACCCAAAAGAAAGACUUGGUGAAAUAGUGAGUGUGAAGAGUCAGAAGACUGCGAGCUGGAGAGGGGGUUUAUAUAACUGGCACUAAUAUAUAGUAGUUUAUGAUUUGUUUUUAUAAUCUUUCUGAUGCUUAUGUAAGAUUGAGCAUUUCAGUACAGACACACAGACAGAGAGAGACGCACACAAUGGUAAAGCUUGAUCCUCACUUUAUUACAGAGACUGCAUCAAGGCUCCCAUUGCAUAUCAAACAGCACCAUACUCGGUUCUCCUGUAAGCUUCAUUACACAAACCUGAGCUGGGACUGAUGCGCCAGUCUCUGGUGGGUCUAACUAAGCUUAUAGGUAAUACUGUAAUGGCUCAGACUGCUAUGCCUUGAUUCCACAGACAAAAUCAACAACGUCUGGUAAAACAUUGACUCUCAAGAAGCCCAGUUGAAUUCCCAAGUAUCUUUUCAGAAAACCCAUUCAUUUCAGGUUCCAGGUCCUUACUCCGCGUAGCUUGGAUCCAGUUUGUUUUAAAACCUGAACCACACUUUUGUCCAGACACGGGGAAAACAAGGCAUUAGUUCCAUCCCAGAAACUGUUUUUGCUUUUGCUUGGGAGUUUUACUUCGUCCACAGUGACGCCCCAUGGCUGCAUGUUGUAAUUGCGGUUCUGUCUGGUAGCUGUUUCUGUUCUGCAAAGGAUCAUAAAGAGAAAUUCUCCAGUCUGGUCUCCCUGCCCACUGAGUUUAACAGCCCAGGCCAGAGCUCAGAGCUUGGUGCUUAACACGAAGGACAGGGGGGCGUGGUUUCAAUCCGAUUGCAGGUGUAUGAAUCACCUUUAACAGCAGCCCUUCUCAGUUCAGUAUUCACGCCUAACCUGCAUGGCGGUACAAGCUACUUGUCAGUAUAUUCGGAUAUGUGUAGAUUAGCAGGAGCCUGAUUAGUAUCAAAUCUCUGGAGUGUUGUAAAAAUGAAUUUGUUUAGCCUGGACUGCCAUGUCAGCGAAUGGUUUAAAACUGGGUCCUAGGGUUAGAGCAAGGAAGUGUGCAGUACUGUAAUUGAAUAACAUUCAUCGGCUACUCCCAAGCCUUGUUCAUUUUAAUACGCGGAUCAACUGCAUGGCCUUAAUUUCACUGGUGUGGGUAUUGGCUAGAGUUGAUGGGACUGGCAGGGAGGCAGGCAGUGUGGUCUACAGGUUAGCGCUGAGGGACUGGGAGAAGUAUGGGUUCCAGCUGUCUGUCGGUGUUUUUAUCGAUUUCCUUUCGAGACAACCCUCCCUUUGUCCUCGUAGCAGUAAAUGGGAACUAAUUAAAAGAGGACGUUCCUCACUAUUUGAAGUCUUCCUUAUGUUGUAUGAAACUCUUUGUCUAGUGGUUUUGGAAAAGCAAUAGAAAGCAUGGUUUUGCAAACGGAACUGCUGUGAAGGCGGGCGAUGUAUUGUUAGCUGUAAUAACAAUGAGUACUGUGUAUGUGAAUUAUCACAGGGUGAAAGUGUAAAUGUAUGUACUGUAUGAGCCCAUUAACUACCAGGUUUAAUUUAUUCUGAUGAUUAAAAUGCAGUUUAAUGUUCGUGAAACUGUUCUAGACUGUUAUCUGGCUUCUUAAACAAAUACCAAACUUCUUAAAAUUCAUCCUGACAGAUGAUUUGAAACUUUGUGAGGAGAGGGACCAGCUCCUAAACUACAGCAUUAGAAUACAUUGGUGUGCUGAGGUUCCUUCAAUAAAAAUAAAAAAGGGAUGAGAACCAACAUAACCAUGAGGGCUGUCCUACAAUGGUGCACUUUCAGAUGCUUUUCAGUGAAUAUAAUAUUUCUAUUGCACCUUUCAUCAUCGACCCCAAAGCACUUCACCCACAGUUAAACCAAAAACAUUCUAAUGCAAAAUGGAAUAAAACACAAAAAACAAGGUAAUAACCACUUCAUAAACAAAGGUGGAAAUGCUGUAGACCAGAAUUAAGGGUGGGACCUUUUAAAGGAGGCCAGUCCCAGAAGUAAACCAGUUUGUUGUUAAGAUGUGUGUCACAAGAAAUCAGCUGCUUUUCAAAAUAAUUUGCCCGUGAAAUAUCAGCAUUAAAUAAUGAAAUGGUGGAAGCUAUUAUUAGAAGCUGACCCAGUCACUUCUUCAGAGUACCUAGCUGGGAAGCACCGCCAGGAGGUUCGGUCCCAGUACAUUGUAUUGUAGCAUUGCUUUAUUAAUGAUUCAAAGAAAAAAAUAUAUUUCAUCUCUGCUGUCUUCCUGUUAUGAGCUGUGCUGUGUGCUCACUGAACCUGCCCUGAUAAUGCUUAACUAACUGUUCUCGGCUCUGAGACCAGAAUGAACCAGCUUGCAGAGGCGGGAUGCGGGGCGCGGGGGGCACAGUCACUGGAACAGCACAUGCUUUACUCCCCCUUCAGCAAUUCAUUUUCUGUUUUCCUCGUCUCUCUUGAUGCUGCAGAACGAGGACCCUGGAGCUCUGAUAGGCAGAGAAGCUCUCCUGGUCAUUCAGGACAGCCCUUGUGUUCCUGGUUCAAGGCUGGUGCACAUUUCUGUCAGGUUACAGUAAAAGUCAUCCCUGUUCCCAGCUGUUUGUGUUGUACUGCAGGCUACUGAACUGACAGCAGCCACAUGCAGUACUGUUAACCCCUCACUGAUUCUCACCGUUGUUCAAUAUCUGUACAAAGAAGAAUAAUAAUGUAAAUGCCGGACGCGUGAGUAGAUUAGUCAUAAUCACUGCUGUUUCCCUUUCAUUGAUUCGGGAUCAUGUUCUUAAGCAGCAUUAGGUGUUGUUUAGUGUGUUUCUAUUUACUGUAACACAACGUAUUAAAAACCCUCUGCAGUAUUUUUUGUUUUUGCUUUUUCUUAAUUAAAGCUGAUCUUACAUCCAAAGACAA
This is a messenger RNA of Acipenser ruthenus (sterlet), 3987 nucleotides long. Its product is annotated as ras-related protein Rab-5B-like. NCBI's taxonomy places the organism in Eukaryota, Metazoa, Chordata, Actinopteri, Acipenseriformes, Acipenseridae. The record is from RefSeq and is a predicted model, not a curated record. The transcript has 7 exons. Gene Ontology annotation, molecular function: GTPase activity; GTP binding. The coding region runs from base 434 to 1075 and encodes 213 amino acids.